AAAAGGAGGGGGAAAGGAAGAGUAAGGAUUACCUGCGCAUUUGUGCUCUUCUUAAAUAAACCCUCGCUUGGGGUUUGUAAGUGGACGUGGCAUGUUCACAAAGCAAACGGAAGACCUCACGGAGCUUAUAUUCCUUGCUCAUGCAUAUUUGAAUAUUUAGUAAAAGCACACCAAAAGAUUUCUCAUUAUUUUUAUUUUUCUGAGUGGAUCAAAUGUUGGUUGUCUACUUUAUGUAGGGGAAAAAAGAAUUUUGUUGUGGGGCACUAUACGUGGAAUGAUGAAGAGGAUUGAAAGUAAAAGGAGCAGCAUAUUUGAUAUCUAGUGCGUGGAGUUUGUAUUUGUUUGCUUAGCCGAAAAAAGUAGGCCAAAGCCACUGGAUAUGUCUCAAGCUCAUGGGAAUCGUUGAGAACUUCAAUAUGGAUAUGAUCUGUAAUUGUUAUCCACCUUUGAUAGCAACCAGGCUUAUUAGACUUUUUUGAAACCUCAGUUGUUCUCAACAACGUGAUAUAUUCUUUCCAUAGAUUUGGUUAAGGUGGAGGUGAAUUACUGCUAGAAGACGGAUAUUUGGAACCCUGAGCUCUAUUUUCGGAAACCAGUGGUUUGUUUCUGAUUCUUUCAAGUUCUAGGGAAUAAUCUUUAAAGGGUAGCAACAAUGGUAAGCAUGCUAGUUUUGUUUCUUAUGUGAAGGGAAAGUCAGCAGUGUUGGCUUUUUUGAGUGCUGUGGCAAUGAAAACUAUGAGCUACAAAGAAGAGGGCGCAUUUGUGGGAAAGGGCAGCUUCCUCCCACAGUCCUCUGGUAUGUCCUGGUGGAAUGGAGGAAACUGCUGUCCUGUGUCACCAGCUGCAUGUGUCGGAAAAAACACAGUCAGAGAAUGAAGGUGUGAAUAUGGGGCCGAUGAGAUUGCAGUUCUUGUCAACUCAAUCAGGUUAUGACGGAACCACUGGGAAUGAUCAGCAACAUCAGCAGCAUUCAGUGACACCGGUUCUUGAUUUGGCUUCAUCUGAAUACCUUCAUUCAAUUGGUCGCACAGCCUAUCCUUGUUCAGAUCCUUACUAUGGGGGUAUUUUAACUGCUGGGGGUAUUCUGACUGCUUAUGGAGCCCAGACAAUGGUUCAUCCCCACAUACUUGGGGUGCAGCAAGCUCGCAUACCUUUGCCAUCAGAUGUCAUUGAAGAUGAACCGGUUUAUGUCAAUGCAAAACAAUACCAUGGAAUUUUGCGGCGCCGUAAAUCUCGUGCCAAAGCAGAAUUGGAAAAUAAAGUCCCUAAAAUCCGGAAGCCAUAUCUACAUGAGUCUCGUCAUCGUCAUGCAAUGCGACGGGCAAGGGGAUGUGGUGGCCGCUUUCUUAACACAAAGAAGUUAGAUUCAAAAGUUGAUGCUCUGAAUGGAAAGUUAUCAGGACUGCAUGAACAGUCACUUAGUUCAUCAGGGUCUGAAGCUUUGAAUUCUGAAAAUGGAAAUACAAGUUCUGCACAGGAGGCACAGGGUAAUUCUGCACUAUCAGGCUCAGAAGUUACAAGCUUGUCACAGUCCUCUACUGAUGUAACAAGCUACCAUUAUUCACAAGGUGUAUCGUAUCUUAAUCACCAACCCAGCUCACAUUUCCAUCUGUUGGGCUUUCAUCCUCUUUCAGAUGGGAAUGAUGAAGUUGUCAGCAGGCAAGGUGGGGGUUAUCCAAUGAGAUGGAUUGCAGCAGAGGGUUGCUGCAAUCCAAUGAAAGUUUGAUAAGGAAAGUUGGUUGGGCUCUCAUUUGCAUUGAUAGGCGUUUCGUUUAAUUUGGGUCCUGUAGAUGAUGGGGGAAAUUUGCCUCAAUUAUAGAAAGUGAAAUAUUUGAACAGAGAUGAAGCUCACUUACAGUUUGGGGUUCUAUUUUUCCCAUUAUCACGAGCUCAAAGGUGCAUGCUUACUGCAUUUGAGAGUCUUUUCAUGGAGGUAGCCAGAUGGAGGAGUCCGUUGCAUUAAAACAUGUUUCUGAGAUGGUGCAACUGUCAAAAGUUAUCAAUGCCAUUUUCUGCUUCGGGCUUUGUUCAAGAGAUUGAGCUAUUCCACCUGGUAUUUCCAAGGGCAAAUCAUUCUUGGCUGGUUCUUUUUAAAACAAUUUCGUCAUAUCCUAGUAUAAAUAACUAUUUGUCCAGGACAAUGUGAUUUAAACUGUCACAUCUGGAUUAUUGCAUGUGUGGUUUUGCGUAGAAUUGAGUGCAACUCUUAUGCUAAUAAUUAGAAAAACACUAUAUGUAACAAACUUGGUUUUCUCUUGUAUAAAACUAUUCCAUGGGAUGGAAAAAAAACUCAUCAGUAUGACAGUAUGUUGUAGCAAACUUCUUAUGUAUCCUAUCUGUUUGGAACAAUAAUAUAUAUUAUAAUAUGGUUUGAUA
This is a messenger RNA of Cryptomeria japonica (Japanese cedar), 2376 nucleotides long. RefSeq names its product nuclear transcription factor Y subunit A-1. Gene Ontology annotation, biological process: regulation of transcription by RNA polymerase II. The transcript is spliced from 7 exons. Lineage: Eukaryota; Viridiplantae; Streptophyta; Pinopsida; Cupressales; Cupressaceae. Gene Ontology annotation, cellular component: CCAAT-binding factor complex. Gene Ontology annotation, molecular function: DNA-binding transcription factor activity, RNA polymerase II-specific; RNA polymerase II cis-regulatory region sequence-specific DNA binding. The record is from RefSeq and is a predicted model, not a curated record. Bases 812 to 1726 code for a protein of 304 amino acids.